AUGUUUCUUCCAAGAGGUUCGAGCCUGCUAUGCUCGUUGCGGCAGACCCGCUUUCGUCCCUCUUUUGCACCACGAUUAUUAUCUACGAGGGCCUACGAUCCGCUCCGAAUACUUUUCUGCGGUUCCGAUCAUUUUAGUAUAGCUUCUUUGAAAGCUCUCCAUGAUGAACACAAGAAACGGCCCGAUCGGAUCGCUUCUAUCGAUGUCGUCUGUAGGCCCGGGAAAAGGGUGGGAAGAGGCAUGAAACAAAUACGAGAAGUUCCAAUCAAAUUCGUCGCAUCAGACUUAGGUCUCCCUAUCCACGAAGUUGACACCUUCACGGGAUGGCAGCCCCCGGUGUACCCCCAUGGACCGAUCAAUCUCAUAGUGGCCGUAUCGUUUGGUCUUUUUGUGCCCCCGCGAAUACUCAACGGUGCUAGAUACGGUGGAUUGAAUGUGCACCCAUCGUUACUUCCUGACUUCCGUGGGCCUGCGCCGCUACACCAUACUCUCCUAGCUGGGAGAACCACGACUGGCGUUAGCCUCCAGACAUUGCACCUCCAGCAUUUCGAUCACGGAACAAUCCUCGCCCAAACUCCCUCCCCCGGUUUCGAGAUCCCCAACCCUGAUUCCUGCACCGUUCCUGAGCUGUUGGACGUUGUUGCCCCUAAAGGUGCGGAACUCUUAGUGAAGGGCAUCCAAGAGGGCUUGUUCGUCCCACCGCACAGAAACGCCGGCUGGUACACGGCUGAGCAGAGGGACCUGAUACAUGCUACCAAGAUCAAACCGGAAGACAAACACAUCGACUGGGCGACUUGGACCUGGACAACUAUCAGUCGGCGGGAACGGGUGCUAGGACCGCUAUGGAGCAAGUCUCUGGUUCUUGGUGAAUCAUCUGGGCCUACUCCGACUUUUGAACAACGAAGGGUUAUUCUCAGUGAAUUUGAAGAAGUACAGCCGUUGAAAGGGAGCGAGGCAUUUGCCCUGGUUCCAGGACUGCCCUUCAUAGACGGCGAGCACACCGUCAAAUCGGACUCAGGAAAAGGGGUAUAUGUCUUCACUCGAGACGAAAAGCUGGUCAGAAUCCAUAUGAUGAAGGUGGAAGGGCGGCCCAAUACGGAUGCGUUCCGUGCUGCCCUCAAAGCUCGGAUGAUUGGCAGCCGCACUUUCUCAUCGCAUGGUGCUUCAUUCACUCCAUUCCACAAUCCUUUCAACUGA
Molecule: messenger RNA, 1197 nt
Organism: Aspergillus nidulans FGSC A4
Lineage: Eukaryota; Fungi; Ascomycota; Eurotiomycetes; Eurotiales; Aspergillaceae
Product: methionyl-tRNA formyltransferase
Exons: 4
Coding region: 1-1197 (398 amino acids)
Biological process (GO): translational initiation
Molecular function (GO): methionyl-tRNA formyltransferase activity
Source: RefSeq, a predicted model, not a curated record